Molecule: messenger RNA, 1063 nt
Organism: Rhagoletis pomonella (apple maggot)
Lineage: Eukaryota; Metazoa; Arthropoda; Insecta; Diptera; Tephritidae
Product: odorant receptor 63a-like
Exons: 8
Coding region: 50-1063 (337 amino acids)
Biological process (GO): sensory perception of smell; detection of chemical stimulus involved in sensory perception of smell
Cellular component (GO): plasma membrane
Molecular function (GO): odorant binding; olfactory receptor activity
Source: RefSeq, a predicted model, not a curated record
UGUACUGCUUGUUAUUGCAAGUUGUAUUGCUUUAUAUCCUCAUUGGCUAAUGAUACAACAGGCCCAAGGACAUAUACCGCUGAUAGCUGAGACUGUUACCACUACACUACAAACAACGACCGCCAUCGUCAAAUUGAUUUACUAUAUUUUCAUGCAGCAUAGAUUUUCGGCCAUUCUGCAUAAAGCUGAAACUCACGAGCUACUCCAAUGCCUUGAAAUAUUUAAGACGGAUAUGCCUGUCAAAAUGAAGCUGAAGCAAGAAAUUAAUGCAAUUAUGGUUACAACAUGGUUGGAAUCAAGGCGACAGCUUAUAUACUGUGUGAUAUUAAUUGUAUGCAUACUUUCUAACUACUUUUUCUAUGCGAUUUUUAUAAAUUUAUAUCAUCAAAUACAAGGCACACCGGACUACGUUUAUAUUUUGCCCUUCACUGGUUAUCCGAUGUUCCUCGACAAGGGUAUGAACUCUUUCUACUAUGCACUCGAUAUGUUUUUGGGCGCUUGUUCUCUUCAUGUGGCUGGCAUGUGUGCCAUCAGCUUCAAUUGUGCCUUUAUGGUCUUCUGUAAGCAUGCAUGUGGCAUUAUACGGGUAUUAAGCUUAAUGUUACAACAUUCCACCUCUCCACUGGUGCCAGCUGAACGACGCGUUGAGUAUUUGCGUUAUUGUAUAAUUCAACAUCAGCGUAUAGUUAACUUUUUAGAUGAAGUCAAUCAGCUCUUCAAGCAUAUAAUUCUCUCACAAUUUUUUCAUAGCAUGGCCAUUUAUGGUUUAGUACUCUACGAAAUCAAUUUUUCUUUAGAAUCAAGUAAAGUAACGCUUAUUCGCAUGAUUUUUUACAUUUGUGCUGCUUUUAGCGGAGAUUGUAUGCUUUACGUGAAUGGUCAAUUCUUAGUUACAGAGCUCGAAGCCAUACCGCUAUCCUGCUACUGCUGCGACUGGUACAAUGAGUCCGCGGAAUUUAAGAAAACUUUACAAAUGAUAAUUAUGCGUUCCAAUAAAGAGUUCUGUUUCCAAAUAUCCUGGUUCGGCGUACUGUCCUUGGUCACAUUGAUGGGGGUAAGUUGA